AUAGAGGAAAUAGAACAAGAUGACAGUGAUGAGGUGUAUACUUCUGAGAAAUCAGAAGCUAGCAGUGCCUUCUUUAUUUGUCAUCAGACACAAUUUCAAAGGCAUCUGUUACAAAGGUAUGGAAAUUCACUGUGCAUGUUAGAUGCUACCUACAGGACAACAAAGUAUGCUCUUCCUUUAUUUUUUCUUGCUGUUAAAACCAAUGUUGGCUACAGUGUGGUGGCAGAAUUUAUAGUCCAAAUCAAAACACAGGCGUCAAUACAGCAGGGCUUAGAAACAAUUCAAAGAUGGAUGGCAGAAGACACUAACGUACCCAAUGGCUUGUCAUGGAAACCCAGAUUUUUCAUGACCGACUUUUGUGAGAGGGAGAUUUAUGCCAUCGAAACAACAUUUCCUGAAACGUUCGUUUUCCUCCGUGACUUUCAUAGAGAACAGAGUUGGACCAGAUGGACAACCAAAAUUAGUAAUGGGGUAUCUGGUGCCAAAGACAAGGUAUUGGCAAUGCUCAGGAGGUGUGCACAUGCAACUACCUUAUCUGAAUUUAACGAUGCUGUUUUGCGUCUUAACCAAUCAUUUGAAUGGAAAAGCAAUUUAUGA
This is a messenger RNA of Mytilus californianus (California mussel), 597 nucleotides long. RefSeq lists its product as uncharacterized. The record is from RefSeq and is a predicted model, not a curated record. The annotation marks the transcript as partial. The transcript is spliced from 4 exons. NCBI's taxonomy places the organism in Eukaryota, Metazoa, Mollusca, Bivalvia, Mytilida, Mytilidae.